UAGUAGAACGUGAGAACAUAUCAUGUUCAUUCAAACAUUACAUAUCAUAGUACCUCAUUACAUAUUACCCCAAAGUCCGCCAAGCACAACCCCCCAACACCCCCCCGUCUCUCCUUCACAUUCCCAGCUACAGUUGACAUGGAGUGUCGCAGUGUCUGCGAGACUGGUCCCCCAUUCUUAGGGCGAGGUCGUGUGCAGCACAACUUCCAUGCUCUUCGAUUACACCCACAUUGUGUCCCCAAUUCAGCUAUCCACACCCCUCGCGGUAUUCGGACACAGAUUUACCCCAAAACACAACGACACUUGACAUCAGCCUUUUCAUUUUUUGACGCCCCUUAAAAGAAACUUUCCUCUUUCUUCGCAAU
Molecule: messenger RNA, 365 nt
Organism: Neurospora tetrasperma FGSC 2508
Lineage: Eukaryota; Fungi; Ascomycota; Sordariomycetes; Sordariales; Sordariaceae
Exons: 1
Coding region: 139-339 (66 amino acids)
Source: RefSeq, a predicted model, not a curated record